AAACCCGGAAGUAGCAUUAAAAUUCAUUAGCCUACAGAGCUAACUGCUUUUAUAUGCGCCCCCCCUGAAAGACAUGGAGGCUUUGUGUUACUGAGAGUCUACAAGUAAUAAGAAAUACAUUCUUCUGCAAAGGUUAGAACUGAUCAUGGAGUCGAUGCUGAACAAGCUAAAAAGCACCGUCACCAAGGUGACUGCUGAUGUCACCAGCGCCGUUAUGGGCAACCCGGUGACGCGGGAAUUUGAGGUUGGCCGACACAUAGCUAGUGGGGGUCCAGGCAUGUGCUGGAGGAUCUACAAUGGUACCAAAAAGUCCACCAAACAGGAAGUGGCUGUGUUUGUGUUUGAUAAGAAGAUGAUUGACAAGUAUCAGAAAUUUGAAAAGGACCAAAUCAUUGAUUCACUGAAAAGAGGGGUGCAACAGCUGACCAGACUGCGCCACCCCCGUCUCCUGACUGUGCAGCACCCUCUGGAGGAAUCACGGGACUGCCUGGCUUUCUGCACAGAGCCGGUGUUUGCCAGUCUGUCCAAUGUGCUGGGUCAGUGGGACAACCUGCCCAGCCCAGUUCCUAAUGACAUCAAGGAAUACAAACUGUACGAUGUGGAGACCAAAUACGGCUUAUUGCAGAUCUCAGAGGGCUUGUCGUUUCUCCACAGUGGGGUGAAAAUGGUUCACGGCAACCUUUGUCUAGAAAACAUUAUAGUCAACAAGAGCGGCUCCUGGAAGAUCAUGGGCUUCGACUUCAGCAUCUCUUCCACCAACCCCUCAGAUGCUGAGCCAAAAUACACAUGUAAAGAAUGGGAUCCCAACCUUCCUCCACUCUGCCUCCCGAACCCUGAAUACCUGGCGCCGGAGUAUAUCCUGUCCGUCAGCUGUGACUCCGCCUCUGACAUGUACUCACUGGGCGUGGUCAUGCACGCUGUCUUCAAUGAGGGCAAGCCUGUUUUCCAAGUCAACAAGCAUGAUAUUUUUAAGAGCUUCAGCAGACAAUUGGACCAGCUUACCAACAUAAGUCCAGCCCUGCUCACCAAGAUCCCAGAGGAGGUGCGGGAACAUGUCAAGAUGCUGCUUAGCGUCACGCCCACUGUUAGGCCCGACGCAGACCAGAUGACCAAGAUUCCAUUUUUUGAUGAUGUGGGUGCAGUGACCCUACAGUACUUUGACUCGCUCUUCCAGAGGGACAAUCUUCAGAAAUCCCAGUUUUACAAAGGCUUGCCUAAAGUGUUGCCUAAAUUACCCAAGAGAGUGGUCGUGUUCCGCAUCCUGCCCGCGUUGACAUCAGAGUUCGUCAACCCAGACAUGGUUCCGUUUGUUCUGCCCAACGUGCUGUUGAUCGCAGAGGAGUGCACCAAGGAGGAAUACAUUCGACUCAUUCUGCCGGAACUCACGCCUGUUUUUAAGCAGCAGGAGCCGAUACAGGCUAGCAAUAUGAUCCUGCUGAUCUUCCUUCAGAAGAUGGAUCUGCUGCUGACCAAGACACCAUCAGAAGACAUAAAGAACAGCGUGCUGCCGAUGGUCUAUCGCGCUCUGGAAGCCCCGUCUGUGCAGAUCCAGGAACUCUGCCUGAAUAUCAUCCCAACUUUUGCCAACCUGAUUGAUUACCCGUCCAUGAAGAACGCCCUCAUUCCUCGAAUUAAAUCAGCCUGCUUACAGACCUCCUCCCUAGCUGUGCGGGUGAACUCUUUGGUGUGUCUGGGGAAGAUCCUGGAAUAUCUGGACAAGUGGUUUGUCAUUGAUGAGAUCCUUCCUUUCCUACAGCAGAUCCCCUCUAGAGAGCCCGCAGUACUCAUGGGCAUUCUGGGGAUCUAUAAGUGCACCUUCAGCCAUAAGAAGCUGGGAAUCCCUAAAGAAAACCUCGCCACCAAGAGUCUGCCUCACCUCAUCUCUCUUUGUAUAGACAACAACCUCAACCUCAACCAGUUUAACUCCUUUAUGGUGGUCAUCCGAGACAUGCUGAGCCGCAUGGAGAUUGAACACAAGACGAAGUUGGAGCAGCUGCACGUCAUGCAGGAGCAACACAGGACCAUAACCAUCUCUAGCCAAGGGAACCAAUCUGAGGAGGCCAAGAGCCAGCCGAGCUCUGGCACCCAGAUUGACGAUAUCUUUGGCGGCAGCAGCGCCAGCACGAAAGAGAAUGGAUCUUCAACAGCAGCCCCACAGCCGAAUAGAAUGUCCCUGACUCUGGAGGAGAAACAGCGAUUGGCCAAGGAGCAGGAGCAAGCAGCCAAACUGAGGAACCAGCAGCCGUUGGCACCGCAGACGAUCAAACCGGCCCCCACCUACUCCUCACAGACAAAGGAUCUGACCGGUAGUCUUCUCAACAACACGACAUCUUUAAACAGCCUGUCUUUGGCCAACAUACCACGCCCGGCGUUGGUUCAGGGCAACACCUUCUCUGCAUUCCCCUCCGCCAGUCCUGUGGGCACCGCAGUCUCCAACGGCUUUAACCCCAACAUGGGUUUCCAGGCAGGAGGCAUGGGCGUGCGGCCCACACCUCCCGGGCUUUACAGCGGCAUGGCUGCCACCACCAGCACCCAAAGCUUUGGCGCCCUCACCCAGAAUCAAGUGCAGACAAAUAGAACCCCCAACAUGUCAGCCUUGGACAACCUGUUUACACCCAGCAAGCCCAAAGUCACCCUCAAGGAAAUGACUGCACCUGGAGCCAACACCCCAUGGCUCAGUCAGUUCGGUUCAGCUCAGAAUACUCAGACUCAGCUUCAGGGUGGACCAGUAGGUAUGGGGGGUGUGUCUAGUGGGUUUGGAAUGCAAGCCAACCCUUUUUUCAGCCCGCAGAACUUUUCUCAAGGUGCGGCUGUCCCGGGCAUGAACCAAAGUGUUCUUAACCAGAGUACGUCCGUUAACAACGAUCUGAAAGACUUAUUUGGGUAAAAGUAAAAUGGUAGGUUGAGGGUAUUCUUUUGGUGACUGUGGACUGAGAAACUUGAAGUUCUUGCAGUGAAAGUUACCGACUGAAUGUGAAGAUCUAAAAUCCAACAAAGGAUGUUGCUGUCUAUUUUUGAUUCUGAUUCCGACUCACUAGCUCUUAGGUGGCCGCUGGACCUCAGCAAACUAACCUACACCUGAAGUCUGUUUCUAGUUGAGUCAAAAGACAGGACUUCUUACUGUGCUGUGUUCUUAUCAAUGCCAGGAGUUUCCUACUGUUUUCUACUUGAAAUAUGAGGGAGCGCAAAUGUCAGGGGUAAAUUUAUUCACAAAGCGUUUGUUCUUUCUAAGAAUGUGAGUAAAGGUGCGUCAGAUUUACUUUCUUAAAAAUUGUUAAUCUGCUGUGUUGCCGUCACUCUAGCGGAGCUUUUGUACCUUUUAUUGCUUUGACACACUGUUUUAGAACCUUCAUGCUGAAAACCUGUUGUUCCUGGCAGGAGGGAGCUUGAAGUGUAGCACCGAUGAGCCUAGAGGGAUGGGAAAAAUCAGCAGCCGUGCACUGAGUUCAAACGGGGCAAACGGGGUCGCUUGUAUGCCGCCUGUCUCCAUGGUAACCGUUUCUGUGCAGUCAGUAACCUACAUUUUGUGAAGUCAUUGGCAUUGAGUCUAGUCAUCAUUUUCUCUCUGUGGUCAUGUUGCUUUCCUCCUGAGCUGGUUCUACACCAAAACGAUUUAGUAUUUGGUCACUAAGGAGGUUUGUUACGUGGGGAAAAUAGGCUAAGUGACACCCGAUGUAGAGUUUUCCGAUUAGGGACUUGGCACUACCUAUGUGUAACGCAGGAUGGGCUUGGGGUUUGCAACUUCUAUAGCUUGCCAUUUAAGGUUGGGUCAACUUGUACCGGUUUUGGACAUAACUGUAUGAAUUUACCUCACUUGUGCUGAACUCUAUCAAAUAGCUUACAGAUGUGUCCCCUUGAGUUACAUGAGUGGGGGCAAGUCGUUAUUUGGAGAAAAUGGCACCAAACUCAGCCCCAUGUGAGAGCUGCUUUACCACUAAUUGUGGAAAUUGGCGGAGUUGCUGCUCAGCCAGAAUCAUAGAAAAACUCAUCAUGGUGUGAGUUGCUUGUAGAUUUUUUUUUUUUUCUCCUUUCAAAUCUGAUGUGCUAUGAUCGAUUUAAUGGUUAUUAAAAAGGGAUUCAUAGUUACAUCCUCAACGUGCUUAAAAGAUUCCAGCCUCUUCCAGACUUGAGCGAUUUACACAUUUCCUGAGCAACUUUCACUAUCACUACUCUGAUACUUCGACUCAUCCGAAAAGGGAAAAAAUGUGCUGGAUCAUCUAUUUGUAUAAAUGCGACAUGAGUCACUGAUGAUUGUGGAGCAGCUGCAUUUCAUCAGGUGAAGAUGAGUGAAGAACAGCGUGCACGCUACUCUGGCUAACGUGCCUUACACGGGUACAUGCUUAAAAGUAGACAGCUGGCACUACCCUGUCACUCAUAGUAUUAAAAUUUUUCCUCUUAAAUCGGUUGCUUGAGUAGUCAUGUAUGCAUCUCAAAUCGUCUUUCUGAAGCUGCUUUAUCAUUCGUUACUAAAGAAUAUGUUUCUAACGAUGAUUCCGCCGACCAGUAAAGAUGGUUUUAAGGCCUAAAAAUGUCAUUCCUGCUCGAUGGUUUGCAUCGGAUAAAGAUUUGUGGCUGUGUGCUUAUUUCAGCACCGUUCAGCUGUUGGAAGACCCGUGCUGGUGCCACGUUAUGAAGUAUACAUUGACUUUUCUUUUCUCUUCUUUAUUUUUUAAUGUUCUUGUGAUGAUGGAUCAGAGGCCUUAGGAGUCAUGUGCAAUAAUACGAAGUGUAUCAACUCCCUAGAUGUACGCUAACUACAUACUGUUGACAUUUAAAAAAAAAAGUUUACAUCUAAAUGUCGAAUCAUGAACAAAAUUACACAGAUUAAGGUUUUAGAUGCCCUCGAAUCAUAGUGAUUUUGUUUAAUUAUCAUGCUGAAGUCCAAGAUCUGAUAUUGGCUUUUUAAUGUUUUAUUUAUUAAUGCCACCUUUCCUGUGGCAUUGUCAUAAUUUCUGCUUUUUUUUUUCCAUCUUACUAAUCUGUAUCUGGCUAAUCUAUAUUUACAGUAUGUGGAUAUCAUGUAUCCUGGCAGAACCCCAAAGCAUACAACUAAAGCUUAUUCUUCUACAGUGUCUUUGUAUAAUACUGCAGUCGUGUGUGUGGUUCCCAUAUUUUCUGUGUUUCUAAGUUUCUGAGGUGACUGAAUGAAAAUCUGUACAUAUAAAGGAAACAUGCACA
Thalassophryne amazonica is the source of this 5178-nucleotide messenger RNA. RefSeq names its product SCY1 like pseudokinase 2 (gene scyl2). NCBI's taxonomy places the organism in Eukaryota, Metazoa, Chordata, Actinopteri, Batrachoidiformes, Batrachoididae. The transcript has 19 exons. The record is from RefSeq and is a predicted model, not a curated record. Gene Ontology annotation, biological process: protein phosphorylation. Gene Ontology annotation, molecular function: ATP binding; protein kinase activity. The coding region runs from base 146 to 2887 and encodes 913 amino acids.